CAUUUGAAGUCCGGAUUCCCAAAACUUCGUUGCGAGUGUUUGGAUGCCUGAAGAAGAUUCUUUGAAGACUGCCUUUGGAAUCAAAGGACAUGGAUCCCAGCAGUGACUACCAUUUCCUCAAUCAGAUACUGUGGAGAAGAGUGAAACUCACGUUGAUUUCUGGCAUCUUUGAGGGCGUGCUUCAGCAUGUAGAUCCUAACAAGAUUGUCGUCCUGAAGAAAGUGAAGAAUGUGGAAACAGGCCGGAGUGUCCCAGGAGUGAAGAUAUUUUUUGGGCAUGAAAUUGUAAAUGUGGAACUACUAGAUGAAGUGGAACAAGGUGCAUUGGGAGAAAAGGCAUCUUCUGUUAGUCUAAAUACAGAAAGAGCCAGAGUGGAUAAAAUGAAAGAUGAAGACCUGAAUGUUUGUGAGCCUGUUUCAGCUGCACCAGAGGUACCAACCACAUCUCUGCUGAAUGACCUCAAAUACAGCCCAUCAGAGGAAGAGGAGGUGACAUACACAGUCAUUGAUCAGUUCCAGCAGAAGUUUGGUGCUGCAAUGCUGCACAUCAAGAAGCAGAGCGUUCUGGGCGUGGCUGCAGAAGGAGCUAAUGUGUGUCGUCAUGGGAAGCUUUGUUGGCUUCAGGUUGCUACCCACAGCCGAGUUUACUUAUUUGACAUUUUCCUUCUUGGAAGUCGUGCUUUCAACAAUGGGCUUCAGAUGAUAUUAGAAGACAAGAGAAUUUUAAAGGUUAUCCAUGAUUGCCGCUGGCUUUCUGAUUGCCUCUCUCAUCAGUAUGGAAUCAUGCUCAAUAAUGUCUUUGAUACACAGGUAGCAGAUGUCCUUCAGUUUUCCAUGGAAACAGGUGGCUUUCUUCCAAACUGCAUCAGUACUUUGCAGGAGACUUUAAUCAGCCACCUUAAAGUUGUCCCUAAAUAUCUUUUCUUUCUAGAAGAGAGACAAAAACUGAUUCAGGAAAAUCCAGAAGUGUGGUUUGCUCGACCUCUUUCUCCUUCUUUAUUGAAAAUUUUGGCCCUGGAAGCAACCUACUUGCUCCCCCUUCGUUUGGUACUCCUGGAUGAGAUGAUGUCAGACCUAACCACCUUGGUGGACGGGUAUCUAAAUGCCUAUCGAGAAGGUUCUGCAGACCGGCUUGCAGGAACAGUGCCUACGUGUAUGGAGCUGCCAGAAGAACUGCUUCAACUCAAGGAUUUCCAGAAGCAGCGUCAGGAGAGAGCUACAAAGAAGUAUACAGUGGAUGCACAAGGACUCUUGAUAAGGACAGCUCUCCACCCAAAAAAAUCAGUGAUGGAUGUAGCAGGGAAAGAGGAACAUGUCAGAGGCUUCUUGUUUUGUAAAAAUUCUAGGGUACGCAAAACAGCAAGUGAUAUAUGCCAGGAAUCUUAUAAGGAUGUGAAUUGUUUGGAUGAAGAAUCCAAAAAAAUGACAGCAAAAUCUCAAUAUCAACCUCUCAUAAAAGAAGCCAAUGAGGAUAUCAGUAGCAGACUAAUUUGUCCUGAGCCCAAGGGGCCAGAGGAACAGAGAAUUACUGAGAAAGAACAUGUUGUGAUACCAAAGCCUGAGUGUCAGGCAAAUUUUUCUUUGAAAGAAGAGAUAGAACAGUUACUUAGGAUGGAAAACAAGGAAACAAUUACAUUCACAAAUCAUGACACUUCAGGGUCUCCUUCUCUUCUUCAGUAA
This is a messenger RNA of Jaculus jaculus (lesser Egyptian jerboa), 1679 nucleotides long. It is a transcript of the gene Exd1, whose product is annotated as exonuclease 3'-5' domain containing 1. Gene Ontology annotation, molecular function: 3'-5' exonuclease activity; nucleic acid binding. NCBI's taxonomy places the organism in Eukaryota, Metazoa, Chordata, Mammalia, Rodentia, Dipodidae. The record is from RefSeq and is a predicted model, not a curated record. The transcript has 12 exons. Gene Ontology annotation, biological process: nucleobase-containing compound metabolic process. Bases 90 to 1679 code for a protein of 529 amino acids.